Molecule: messenger RNA, 2050 nt
Organism: Pseudoliparis swirei
Lineage: Eukaryota; Metazoa; Chordata; Actinopteri; Perciformes; Liparidae
Product: claudin-10-like
Exons: 5
Coding region: 1-1092 (363 amino acids)
Biological process (GO): cell adhesion; bicellular tight junction assembly
Cellular component (GO): plasma membrane; bicellular tight junction
Molecular function (GO): structural molecule activity
Source: RefSeq, a predicted model, not a curated record
AUGAAGAUCCGCGUGGUCCAGAUUUGGGGUUUCCUGAUGACCAUUUUGGGCUGGAUCUUCGUGGCCUGCACCAUGGCCAUGGAGGGCUGGAAGAUCACCGCCAUCGGGGGCAUGGGCGGCUCCUCCAUCAUCAAGGUGGCCUGGUUCUGGUCCAGCCUGUGGAGAUCCUGCUUCACGGACUCAACCGCCGUCAGCAACUGCUACGACUACCCCGUGCUCUGGUCCGUGGAGGGCCACGUCCAGAUCGUACGAGGCCUGCUGAUGGCGGCGCUGUCCCUGGGCAUGCUGGGGUUCGUGCUCAGUCUGCUGGGCAUGGAGUGCACCUUCAUCGGGGGGAAAGACCAGUCAAAGCACAAGAAGAUCUACGCCGGCGCCUGGUGCCAUGUGGUCAGCGGUUUCCUGUCCACGUGUGGCUACGCGGUCUAUGCGCAGUUCGUCUCCGUGGAGUACUUCAACCCGGACUUUGACGGACUCAGGUACGACCUCGGCACCCCGAUGUUCCUCGGCUGGGUCGGCUCUGCCUUCCAGGUGACCGGCGGCUUCUUCUACGUGUGGUCGGUGUGCAGGCCGCUCUGCGGGGGGGCGACCACGGUGAUCACGAUCCAGGCCCCGCUGGACCCCGAGCAGAACGCGCCCCCCACGGCCGCGACCGCAGCGUCCGAGGUCACCUCCAAGACCAUUCUGUCCUCCGUGUCCGAGCUGUCGUCCAAAUCCGGACGUUCGGACGUUUCCGGUAUAUCAUCCAAAUCCGGAAGCACGGACGUUUCCGGUAUCUCAUCCAAAUCCGGACGCACGGACGUUUCCGGUAUCUCAUCCAAAUCCAGACGCACGGACGUGUCCGGUAUCUCGUCGCGAUCGGAACGCACGGACGUGUCCAAGUCUGCACGCGCGGCCCGGCCGGAGCGCUCGUCCAGGCCCCGGAGGAGCGCCCGGUCUGCGGGGUCAGUGAGGUCGGCAUCCUCCGGCUCGUCGCGGUCCGGCGCCUCGACGAUCACCGGGUCGAGGAGCAGCGGCAGCCGGCGGACAGUGUCCUCGCUGUCGGGCAGCUCGAGGAGCGGGAGCACGGCGUUCAUGAAAAGCUCAUAUAUUUAAUUUAAUGAGUCAUGUGACGGAGACAUAUGAAUGCAAAUGACGGGCGGGUGUUCUGCGGAAUAAAUGGUUUCAUAUAUUUAUAUAUUUUUUAAAUAUAAUAAUCCUGGAAAUGUCAUGGAAACUAAUCUAUGUCUUGCCAUUUAAAUUACUGCACAUCUGAGGAUGUAUUUAUGUUACUUACAUUAUUUGAAUAAAAUAAUAUCCUCCUCUGUUGCUCUUCAGAAGGGUUCUUCCCUUGUUUUCCUGUGAAGGUUUAUUCUGUUCUUUUUGGUUGUUUUUCCUGAUCCAAUGUGAAGUCAAAGGUCAGGGAUGUUAUGUGUACAGAUUGUUUUGUAAUUGAAUGUUUUUGGGCUACAAAAAAUAAACUGAAUUGAAUAUGGGAAAUACACUCGUCUUUUCUUCCCAAUUGUUUUUCUACUUAUUCACAGACCAACAAAAAUGUUACUGUUCCUUUAAAGGGGGAUGAUGUCAUCAGGGUUAUGUUUCGAUUGGCUCGAUACUUGUAUUUAUAUUUUUACAGAAAGCCUGAGUUACAAAUUGGAGGUUUGGAGUUUGAAAGAUGAGGGCAGUUCAAAGGCGGGGGUGGUCCAAUAAAAGAUGCUAUCAAGUUGCAUUAUGGGAAACGUAGGACUCAGCUUUUUCAGUCAGAAUAUCUCAGCCUCUGCUGCUUCAAUUUAACCCCUUAAAGGGCGUGUCAGUCACGGCUGGCUAUUGUUUAUGCAUAAACGGAAGAGCAGCUUUCUUAUUUAUUGUUUACACGGCAAAGCAAAUCCACCCAAACUGAAGUAAUACGCGUCCUUUUAAAUCCCCCUCGCGAGUUACGCUCCAGGCUCAGAUCCAGUUUGGUUCUGUGGUAUUUGAAUAGAGAAUUAAGAAAGAAAGAAAAUAAUAUCGUCGCAACAUCAAACCAUAAAAACAAAGGGGUCAAACGAGCCAGAGACGCGUAAUCCUCCACCUG